AUGACUGUACUCCGACGCCCAGACGGAACAGUCACAGCGUCCAGAAAGGCAAUGGAGAAAGUCAUUCACGAUUACUAUUCAGAUCUCUUUAAUAGCCACGUCCUCCUCUCAUAUGAAAUAAAGGAGGAUGGAUAUGUUGUAUCACCGGUUCUUCCUUCCGAAAUCCCACAUGCCAUUUCUCCGGUGGAAAAUCGAACAGCACCUGGUCCGGAAACGAUAAGACCAGAACACCUGAAGAACCUUCCGCCAGUCCUCGUAAAUACCCUGGCUAGGCUCCUCACGCGUUACCUGUCUGACUUCAAGGUGAAGAUCUGUACCUACAAUGCACGUACAGUUGCAUUUGAGUCCUCGAUAGAAGACUUGCUCAUGCAAGCAAGAAGGACAAGGUACGAUGUCAUCGGCCUUGCCGAGACGGGGCGACGCCACCCAUUCAACGCCGUCUAUGACACCGGAGAAGAACUGUUCUUCGGAACAUGCGGCAGUAGAUGA
Messenger RNA from Angiostrongylus costaricensis, 489 nucleotides. The record is from the annotation of a GenBank genome assembly. NCBI's taxonomy places the organism in Eukaryota, Metazoa, Nematoda, Chromadorea, Rhabditida, Metastrongylidae.